Molecule: messenger RNA, 1184 nt
Organism: Perca fluviatilis (European perch)
Lineage: Eukaryota; Metazoa; Chordata; Actinopteri; Perciformes; Percidae
Gene: rprma
Product: reprimo, TP53 dependent G2 arrest mediator candidate a
Exons: 1
Coding region: 305-613 (102 amino acids)
Source: RefSeq, a predicted model, not a curated record
UAAAGCAGACAUGCAGGUACUGUCUGGCUAUUUAACCGCGGGUUGGUGGAUUCAUUCCACUCUGAAACUGGCUACAGACCACAUGAAAUCUCCAGUAAUGCGAUGCCAAAGCAGCUUGUUAAACUCCAGAAGUGCGCCACUGCCUGUCUGAUCUGACGGAACUUCUUCAAUUCAGCGCCUCCUCCUCCUCAUCAUCUUUACUUUUCACUUGAAGACACAUUUCUCAGGGAUUGUUCCAGGCGCGUUUCCCUCUCUGCCUCUCACAUCUUUUGCACUGAAAGUUAGAUUUUUUUUAAAAGUGGAAAUGAAUAGCACCGGGUUCAACCAAACGGAGGGCGGACUGCUCAACAAGACCGAGGAGUUUUUUUGCUGCAACUUUUCCUCCGUGGUGACUGAUAACGGCUUUGUGGCCGCCGCUCCAGAUGAGAGGAGCCUCUUCGUCAUGAGGGUGGUCCAGAUAGCCGUCAUGUGCGUGUUGUCCCUCACGGUGGUUUUUGGCAUAUUUUUCUUGGGUUGCAACCUUCUCAUAAAGUCAGAAGGAAUGAUAAACUUUUUAGUAACGGACAGGAGACCGUCUAAAGAAGCGGAGGCAGUUAUUGUUGGAGCCUACUGACUGACGAGGACCUUUAUAGGCUAAUGAUUUGAAUCAGAUCUGAAGUCUGGUGGAGACAGAAUGAAGACAAAUGCGAUUAUCAACUGCCUAAACAAGCCCCUGUUUCCAUAUUGGUAUUUAGAAAAACCUCAAAGGUAAUAGCCCUGCUGGUGACUGCGUCUCACAGGUGUUCACCUUAUUCCUUGUGGCUUUUAAAUGCCAGCAAAGACGCAUGCAUCUUCAAGAGGUAUUGUGCGUUUUAAGCCUCUUUGUUUAAAAAGUAUUCAAUCAAGCACUGUUGUACUUUGGAGCACCGUUUGUCAUGCAGAACCCUUUGUCAUGGAAGUGGCAAAGUAUUCGCAUUUGCUGCUUCAAAACACCCUCUCAUGUUGCUAAUGCAAUGGAGAAAUUAAUGUUUAAACAUGUACUGUAUGUUGUAUGUGUUUUUGCAUACAAUAUGCAAUAUAUUAAUCGGUGUAUUUCUCUGGAAUUUCAUGGUGAUAGUGUCUGCGUGGGCGGUGGAGAAAAAAAGCCCAACAUGUAUCCUGUUAAUUGGAAUAAAUAUGUUCUGUAAUUAAAGUUUUCCUCUUAA